This is a messenger RNA of Ichthyophthirius multifiliis, 810 nucleotides long. RefSeq lists its product as hypothetical. The record is from RefSeq and is a predicted model, not a curated record. Lineage: Eukaryota; Ciliophora; Oligohymenophorea; Hymenostomatida. The transcript is spliced from 4 exons.
AUGCACGUCCACUAAGGUUAUUAUAUAGUAUAUUAAGAUAUCCUUAAAAGUUCUAAUAUGCAGCAAUAAUAAUUUAAUUAUCAAAGUUAAUAACAAACUAAUAAGAUAUAUAAUAUAGUUAAAAAUUAAUAGACUUAGCUGUAUGUACUGAAAAUAUUAAUUUAGCUGUUUAUCUUCACUCUUCAUUAUCAAGUUAUUCUUUUUUUAUAAAAAAAAUAAAAUAAAAUAUUUGAAUAAGAUUUUACUAAUAUGUUAAGUUAUUAAAAUUUCAUUCUAAGAUUAUUUUUGUAAAAAGUUUUGAGUAAUAAAAAACUUAUACUUUCAGGCGAUUUUUUCCAUGUUAAAGCGUCUUAUUUAAGUUCAAGGUUAGGAUAUUUAGAAAUACCAAAAUAUUUUUCAUUAAUAGAAGAAAAUAUAAGUAAGGGAAUGAUUAUAUAAGAAAAAUUAAAUUAAAAAAUGAUUGAAAAAUAAAAAGUUUAUGCAAACGAAAUUCAUUAAAUGAUAAUUUUAAGAGACACGUCCUUAAUAUCUUAUUCUUUGAAGUGUUUAGGAAUAAUUAUUCAUAAAGAUUAAUAGUUUUAAUAAGAUCUUUUUGAUGCCGGAGUUAUUUUAGGAAAACUUAUUAGUUUAAAAAAUUAUAUGGAUAAUAAAGAUAAUAUUUUUUUACCUUGGGUAAAUUAAGUAGAAGAUAAUCAAAAUGUAUUUAAUUUUGGUGAAUUAUAGGAAUAAUUAAUGAUUUAAUUAAGAACUUAGCUUUUUAAAUUAGGAAUUAGUGAAACUAAAAUUACUGAAUUUAUUUAAAUCCUUUGA